Rhipicephalus microplus (southern cattle tick) is the source of this 758-nucleotide messenger RNA. Its product is annotated as venom allergen 5. Lineage: Eukaryota; Metazoa; Arthropoda; Arachnida; Ixodida; Ixodidae. The record is from RefSeq and is a predicted model, not a curated record.
CGCUGCGCGACGAUGCUGCCCCCGUGGUUUGUGGUGUCCGUGCAAGCCGCCGCGCUGCUGCUGCUCUGCAGCGUCCGAUGCGCGGCAAUGAGCGACGAGGAGCGCGCGACCAUCGUCCAGCUGCACAACGAGAUACGAAAUUCGGUGGCCCUCGGUCAGCUGAACAACUGGCCGGCCGCCUCCGACAUGCAGCAAAUGAGCUACAGUAACGACUUGGAGGAGCUCGCCAAGACCCACUUGGAGAACUGCGUGUUCGAGCCUGGCUGCAUUGGCUGCAACAUCGGUCAGGACAAUAGGCCGGGCCAGAACUUAUACGCCAUGACUGGUCCCGCCAACUGGACCCGUGCGUUGAACUUCUGGGGCCAGGCACCCAUCGAGUUCGUGAUGCCUACUAGCCCGGGUAAUCCCGUGCACAUGAAGGUGUCCGUGCUCAGCCAGCUCCUCUGGAGCAAAUCAAACAAGGUGGGCUGUGCCUGGAAAGACUGUUACGCCAAGACCGGCAACAGCUUGUACCUCUGCAACUACAUGCCAGCGGGCAACGAGAUUGGAGGCCACGUGUACAUGAGCGGCAAGGCUUGCAGCCGCUGUCCCCAGGGCACGUGCUGUUCGAAUCGCUGUCCGCACAAGACGCAACCCGCCUACGAGGGUCUAUGCGCUUCCCAGUAGGACCAUAACGAAGUUGGGCCAUGCUGCUUUUCAUUUUAGGAAUUGUCACUGAAUAAUAAAACAACUUUUUUCCCGUAAUAUGGAGCACUUAA